AUGAGUCGUUCUAAUCUGAGUAGUCCUUAAUAGAGAAAAUUUUAAUUAAAUUAAGCAGGAGUCGACAAAAAAUUUCGAUUAAAAAGAUUAACUAAUUAAUUAAAAGAAAAUUAGUUUACAUAUCUCUUAUUUGGAUUUAAAGCAGAUGAAAGAUAGGAAAAUAUUUACAUUAAAGAAUUUUAAAGAUAGAUCUAAAAUACUCAUUCUUUAGGGGUUAUGAAUAUUGCUGAUUUAUGGUCAAAUAAAUAAAUUAAUAGGUUUAUAGAAAUAUAAAAUUUUUCCAAAGAUAAAUUUUUACUUUCUUAAUUAUCUAAAUAGAGAAUCAGAAUUAAAAUGGAAAAGUAAGAAUUGCCAGUUUAAUUACAUUAUGAAAAAAUUUAGAGCGAAAAAUUGACAAUUUAAGAAAUUCUAGAUAAAGCGAAUAAGUAACACUUCGAAAAUAAUGAUUUGAAAUCAAAAAUUCGAAAAUUAAUCACAAAAAGGGCUCAUUCUGAACAUAUAUGA
This is a messenger RNA of Paramecium sonneborni, 504 nucleotides long. The record is from the annotation of a GenBank genome assembly. Lineage: Eukaryota; Ciliophora; Oligohymenophorea; Peniculida; Parameciidae.